AUGAUGAGACCUAAUGUUGCUGCUACCGUCUCUUGUGCUGCUGCAGCGAGCUGUGGCACGAUUUCUGCUACAUGCCUUCUUCUGCUGCUGCUGUUGCUGCUGUUGCUGCUGCAGGCUGCUGUCUUCGGUCCUUCUGGGUCUGAUGGCCCCUUGGGAUCGCAUCAUGGAGGGCCAUACCUUGUGGGGUUUUCCCGCACUGCAGCGCAAGAGCGGGCGUUUCAGAAGCAGCUGCAGCAGCAGAAGCAGCAGGACCCGCAGCAGCAGCAGGAGCAGGAGCAGCAGCAGCAGCAGCAGCAGGAAGACUGGCUGAGCACGGAUAUGGGAGCGUCUGUGGUAGUGUUUGACGAGGCCCACAACAUCGACAACGUCUGCAUCGAGGCGCUGUCUGUACACCUCAAUAAAAAUACCCUGGACCAGGCCCUUCGCAAUCUAACAGAACUAAGCGAGGAUAUCAAAAGGCGCAAAGCACAGGACUCGGAGAGGCUGCGUGCUGAGUACCACCAGCUGCUGCAGGGCAUGCAGCUGCAGCAGCAAAGGCGACGAGAGCAGCUACAGCAGCAGUCACAGCCAUCGGAGCAGCAGCAGCAGCAGUCGCAGCCAACGCAGCAGGUUGUGGUAACAGCUGAGACAUUUCAGGCCCUUGCAAAUCCAGUUUUGCCUUCAGACGUCGUUGAAGAGGCCACUCCUGGAAGCAUCAGAAGGGCGGAACACUUCGUGGCGCUGAUGAGGCGUGUGAUUGCCUUUCUAAAGAUCUAUAUCAAGGUUUACGACUUGAAGAGCGAAGGGCCAUUAUCGUUUUUGUUUAAUUUUGAGCGAGAGUCGCUAGUUGAGGGGACAGUCUUGAAGCACUUCCAUUCGAGGCUGAAGGCGUUGCUGCUGGCCCUUCAGGUCACGGAUUUAGAAAAGUUACUGCCUUUGACUCUUGUCGCGGAUUUCUGCACUCUUGUGGGCACCUACUGGGAUGGGUUUAUAGUGAUCGUAGACCCUUACCCUGAGGCCUCGGGGCUGCACGACCCGCUGCUGCAGUUGUGCUGUUUAGAUGCCUCGCUGGCAAUGCAGCCGGUAUUGAAGCGGUUUAAAUCUGUUAUUCUUACAUCCGGCACAAUCUCCCCUCUCGAGCUCUAUCCAAAGAUCCUCGCAUUCGUUGUGCCGUUGACGUCGAAGUUUGAAUACCGUCACGAUGUCAGCGUGCUGCGAAAUUAUGCAAAUCUGCUGCUCGAUUUAUGCAAGUACGAAAACGGGUUUUUGGCUCAAGUGCUGGAGCACAAGUUGGUGUUCCUCGAAACCAAAGACGUCGUCACCACAACCCUUGCCCUCUACAACUUUAAGAAGGCAUGCGACUGUGGUAGAGGGGCGGUUUUCUUCUCAGUUGCAAGGGGCAAGGUUGCGGAAGGCGUCGACUUUGACCGCCACUUCGGGCGGUGCGUGGUGUUGUUUGGCAUUCCUUUUCAAUACGCCCUGUCGAGGGUUUUGAAGGCCAGGCUGGACUUCCUAAGGGAAAGGUAUCAAAUUCAAGAAAGUGAAUUCCUAACCUUCGAUGCAAUGCGCCAGGCUGCACAGUGCGUGGGCAGGGUGAUUCGGUCUAAGAGAGACUUCGCUUUAAUGGUUUUUGCGGAUGCGCGUUUCUCCCGCCCCGACAAACGAAAUAAAUUGCCCCCCUGGAUUACUCGCUACUUAGAUCAAGCAAACCUCGCACUCAACACCGAGACAGCUGUGUCUGUAUGUCGUUCUUUCUUACGUUCUAUAUCGCAGCCUGCUGCUGCUUCUGCUGCUCUUCGUCUGGACGCUGCAGCACUGCAGGAUUGCCAGCGCUGUUGGCUGCAGGUGUCACGGACUUUAUCUCUAGACCCUCAGAUGUGUGCAUUGGCUCCGCUGCAGCAGAAGCAGCUGCAGCUUAAACAGCAGCAGCAGCAGCAACAGCAACAGCAACAGCAACAGCAGCAACACCAGCAGCAGCAGCAGCAACAGCGCCAGGAACAACAACAGCAGCAGCAGCAACAGCUCAAACGGAAACGCAGCAUUGAUGCGGGGACGGAAGCAACGCAAAAGGCGAACGCUGCAAUCAACACAGCUUCUGCUGCUGCUGCUACUCCUGCUGCUAAGGCAACGAAUGCUAUUCCUGCCACUGUUGCGGGUAAAGAUGGAAACACAGCAGCAGCAGCAGCACCAACAGCAUCAUCAACGACACCCGCAACAGCAGCACCUCCCACAGCCUCACAUUCUGGCAAUGGCCAUGGAGCAGCAGCAUCCGCUGCACCUGCUGCUGCGGCAGACGCUGCUGCUGCUACUGCAGCAGGACUCCAGCAAGGAACUGCAUCGUAA
This is a messenger RNA of Eimeria mitis, 2322 nucleotides long. RefSeq names its product excision repair protein rad15, putative. NCBI's taxonomy places the organism in Eukaryota, Apicomplexa, Conoidasida, Eucoccidiorida, Eimeriidae. Gene Ontology annotation, biological process: nucleotide-excision repair; transcription by RNA polymerase II; positive regulation of mitotic recombination. The transcript has 12 exons. Bases 1 to 2322 code for a protein of 773 amino acids. The record is from RefSeq and is a predicted model, not a curated record. Gene Ontology annotation, molecular function: hydrolase activity, acting on acid anhydrides, in phosphorus-containing anhydrides; damaged DNA binding; ATP binding. Gene Ontology annotation, cellular component: nucleus.